Molecule: messenger RNA, 1391 nt
Organism: Gossypium raimondii (Peruvian cotton)
Lineage: Eukaryota; Viridiplantae; Streptophyta; Magnoliopsida; Malvales; Malvaceae
Product: glycine-rich cell wall structural protein 1.8
Exons: 1
Coding region: 35-1195 (386 amino acids)
Source: RefSeq, a predicted model, not a curated record
UGCAUUCUAAAUCAAGGUGAACUGAAACGUUCUCAUGGGUAUCAAGAAGAUAUUUGGUGCAAUUUUCUUUGUGUUAUUAGGUGUAGGUAUAUGUUCUGCAACUAGAUCUCUCCUCACUCUUGAUGAAGUAACAUCUCGUCACCUUUUAGGCAGUGUUCAUGGAGGUGGCAUUGUUGGUGUUAGCUACAAUGGAGGAGGUGGAGGAGGUUCAAGAGGCGGAAGUGGAGGUGGAGGCGCCUAUGCAAAUGUAGAAGCAAGAGCUACUGGAUAUGGCGGUGGUGCUAAUAAAGGAGAAGGUGGAGGUGGCAGUGCUGUUGGAUAUGGAGGUGGUGGAGGAGGUGGCAAUGGUGGUGGUGGAGCUAGUGUAGGUGGUGCUUCUGGAUAUGGUAGUGGAGGUGGUGCUGGUAGUGGUAGCGGGUAUGGAGAAGCCGGUGGACAUGGAGGUGGUGGUGGUAGUGGUAGUGGUGGUGGGGGAGGUAGUGCAGGUGGACAUGGUGGUGGAGCUUCUGGAUAUGGUGGUGGAGGUGGUGAAGGAGGUGGAGCUGGUGGUGGUUAUGGAGGAGCCGGUGGACAAGGAGGUGGUGCUGGUGGUGGCAGUGGUAGAGGAGGAGCUAGUGCAGGUGGUGCUUCUGGGUAUGGCAAUGGAGGUGGCGAAGGAGGUGGAGCUGGUGGUGGUUAUGGAGGAGCUGGUGGACAUGGAGGUGGUGCUGGUGGCGGUAAUGGUGGAGGCGGAGCUAGUGCAGGUGGUGCUUCUGGGUAUGGCAGUGGAGGUGGCAACGGAGGUGGAGCUGGUAGUGGUGGCGGCUAUGAAGGAGCUAAUGGACACGGAGGUGGUGGUGGCAAUGGUGGUGGAGGAGCUAGUGCAGGUGGAUAUGGUGGUGGAGCUUCUGGAUAUGGAAGUGGAGGUGGUGAAGGAGGUGGAGCUGGAUAUGGAGGAGCUAGUGGACAUGGAGGUGGUGGUGGUGGCGGGAGUGGUGGAGGCGGUGCAGGAGCAUAUGGUGGUGGAGGGGCACAUGCAGGUGGAUAUGGCAGUGAAGGAGGAGCUGGAGGAGGUGUUAGUGGUGGUGCAAGUGGUGGUGGUGGUGGUGGCGGCUCUGGUGGUGGAGGUGGUGGUGCAUAUGGUGCUGGAGGUGCAAAUGAGGGAGGAUAUGGAAAUGGUGGCAAAGCCGGAGGUGGUGAAGGUGGUCACUAUUAGCCUUGAAAGUACCUUGUCACCUUUACCAUAUAUUAAGAGUAUUAAUGUUGUUACAACUGGUACUAAAAAAAAUAAGAGUAAUUUGAUACGUAAUCCAAAAUACUUAAAAAUAUCGUAUGAAACUUAUAGAAUCCAAAUAGAUGAUGUUAAAAGUUAUAUCAUAUGAUAAUAUUGAAAUGAAUCUAUCAUUUUCUAA